UAUAUAUUAAUCAAAAUAGUUUCGAUCAUUUUCUACAACAUUUUUCAAUAUAUUUGGCAACAUGACGAUAUCAUGUCGAAGGAACUUAUAUUGCUUUGGCAGCGAUCCAUCCAUCGAUCCAUUGUUGCCAUUGUUCAGCCGCGUGCCACACAAGCCAUGCUGUACCGAGCUAAACAAGUCAUAAUCAGAAGUUGUCAUGUCUGGUGAGUAUGCUGAGUAUGGCAGAACUCCCCAUUCCAACUGCAACAAUGAAUUCGGGACAAUUGUUGGAACAAGUCGUCAAAAAGGGGCGUUUUCAGUCAAUUCGUGUCACCAGUUUUAAACCGUUGAAUCCAAAACUGACAAUUCGGAUUUCAUGGAGCAGCAUCGUCUUAAGCCGUUGAACUUGUUUCGUGGGUUUCGGCAGAAGAUUUCUCCAACUAAACCACAGAAAAAUUUUUAGUUGCUGAUUCCAGUUUGUUUACUGCAAAUGUGAAAAUAUAUGCAUUGCAAUUUACGCUCUCAUACGUUAAAUAAGUAAACACAAAUGCGAGACUUUAGUUACUGUUAUUGCACUUGACUACGACGAGAAGGAUGUCACUUGCAAGUAUACACAAUGGAAUCCUUUGAAAAGUCUCUUUCCGUAGCGAUUAAAAAGGAAGAAAAAGAAUUUAAUGAGAUAGAUGCGAUAAGUGCUUUUACUAAUUACGUGUCCUCAGAUAUAAGUGUUAAAAAUGAGCCCAUUACCAGUGAUCUUCCUUAUGAAAACCAAUUGAAAGGUGUUACUGUAUGUAAAUAUGAACACUCAGAAAGUGACUUAUUAGUAGAAUCUAUACAAAAAAGGGAAUCAGAACUAAGCGAAGUAGUUGAAAUGCCGAUUGAAAAUUCAGCAGCACCGGCCAUCGUUUUAAAUAAACAAAUUGAUCUAAAGCGCAACUCAAUUAUGAAAAACGGCUUACCUAUCAAGAAACAAAACAGAGAGGCAACAAUAGAAACGGUAACUAGAGAAGUGACGGACUCACAAUCGGGCGAUAUAGGGAUUGAAAAAGUACUCGAAGAAAUAACAUCAGAAUUUCUUACACGAAAUGAAAGCCAUCCUUCGAACGUUAAUGUAACGACACCGAUAGAAAUAAAAGUGAAAUGCUUAUGUCGUUUAGGUAUAAAUCCCUUAUCACCGGGGGACAGUAAGGAUUUGAUAAGUUUUUUCGAUUACCUUUUCAAAGAGACGCGAUGUUUAUCACUUAAGCAACAACGUAUUAUAAAGUUAUCUCUACUGCAAGCGAUAUGUGGAGCUGAAAAUUGUAUGGAGGAAGGCAAAAAUUGCCAGCAAUGCUGUCCGUAAUGAGUAAAUUAAGCAAAAGAGUCUUGUAAAUUCAUUCAGAUGAAACCCGAUCGGAGCUAAAAAUAUAUUUAAAGAUUGCCAAGUAGUUUCAUUUAUUAUUUUAUUAAAAGUUUCUUAAGUAUUUA
This is a messenger RNA of Glossina fuscipes, 1446 nucleotides long. RefSeq lists its product as uncharacterized. The record is from RefSeq and is a predicted model, not a curated record. The coding region runs from base 596 to 1321 and encodes 241 amino acids. The transcript has 3 exons. Lineage: Eukaryota; Metazoa; Arthropoda; Insecta; Diptera; Glossinidae.